CCAAUAAUCUGUUAGCAUUACAGAACAAGAGCAGUGAUUCAGUGUGAGUGCCAUUGAGUAAGCAUUAAAGUGCUCAGUCUCUUUCUGAGAGCUUCUUGUGCAGUACUUCAAAGAGUGGAGCCUGGCUCAGCCACAUGUGUGACUGUGGAGAGAAAGUGCACACAAAACCGAUCAGGCUGAUUGCUGCAGCUUGCAACAACAUGGGCAUCGGGAAAAACGGGUACCUGCCCUGGAACCUCCCGAGCGAGUUUAAAUUUUUUUUGGACACCAUCUCGUCUGUUUCUACUCCAGGCAUGAAGAACCUGCUGGUGUGGGGCAGAAAGUGCUGGGAGGCAUUCCCUGAGAGCCUCCUCCCUCUCCCAAACACCCUGCAUGUCAUCCUGAGCCGGACUCUAAGCUCUGUACCAAAGCAUGCUCAGUAUCUCUGCUCUGAUCUACAAGGUUCAGUUAAACUGGGAUCUACACAUCCCCUCAAUGAAGUUAUUGAAACGAUUUGGAUAAUUGGUGGUGUUGAACCAUACACAGAAGCUUUGCAGCAUCCAUGGUGUGACCUGCUUUACCUUACUGAUGUCCAGGCAGACUUUGAAUGUGACACCUACUUCCCAGAAUUCAACAACAAUGUCUACAUACUAGCUGAUGAGUUUCCUGGUGUGCCAAGUGGAAUCCAAGAAGAAAAUGGCAUGAAAUUCAAAUACCAAGUUUUCAAGAAGGUUGUGCAGUGAAAGUAUUGGGGAACUGUUACAGAUGAAGUAUAGACAGGUUUUAACUAGCUGUAUAUGUGUUAAUACAGUCUUCUGUACAUCAGUGGCUGAAAUGUUUGGCUUAGACUUCUGAUAAUACAAAUUACUGAUAAAUACAGUGCCUAUAGGAAGUAUUCACCCCCCCCCCCCCCCCCCCCCGCUUUCAGUCUGUUGUGUUACAACUUUAAAUCUUGAUGCAUUGAAAUGGGAUUUUCCCCUUUGAUUUACACAACCUACUGAACACUUUCAAUGCUUGAGGGAGGGGUGAACAAAUCAAUUAAAAAUAAAAAAACUGAAAACUCUUCAUUAGAUAAGUAUUCACCCCCUUUGAUAUGGCACUCUUAAACAAGCUCAGUUGCAACCAACUGCCUUUAGAAUUCACACAGUAAGUUAAAUGGAGUCCAUCUGUGUGCAAUAAAAGUGGUUCACAUGAUUUCAGAUUAAAUA
Polyodon spathula (Mississippi paddlefish) is the source of this 1187-nucleotide messenger RNA. Its product is annotated as zgc:153031. Gene Ontology annotation, cellular component: mitochondrion. Gene Ontology annotation, molecular function: NADP binding; dihydrofolate reductase activity. NCBI's taxonomy places the organism in Eukaryota, Metazoa, Chordata, Actinopteri, Acipenseriformes, Polyodontidae. The record is from RefSeq and is a predicted model, not a curated record. The transcript has 6 exons. Gene Ontology annotation, biological process: folic acid metabolic process; dihydrofolate metabolic process; tetrahydrofolate biosynthetic process. The coding region runs from base 135 to 722 and encodes 195 amino acids.